CAGAGUGUUUUUGAGUUCUUCUGUUUUAAGCAUCUGUCUCUAAAAACUUAUCAGUGUUGAAUCUGAGUGAGUGAAAGAAAUCAUGUAUGUUCUCUUUAGCCUCUACCCGGAGAAGCAGACAUACUGAACAGCUAAUGGCUGAGCCGUGGCCUCUAACGUAUUGGGACAUCCAUUGACAGGAAAGGCCUAAAGCCAAUCCAAUGGAACAUUAAAGCUUCAUAGGGUCUUUCUGUCUAAGUGAAGAUAGUGCAUUUGAACAUUCUCUUGACAACUGAGCAUGAAAGGCCCAAGCCACCCCAAGGGAACAUUAGCGAUUUAUAGGGUUUCUCUGUCAAUGUCUAAGUAGUUUGUAUCUUGACAGACAUGUCUAAUUCAUCAAGUCUCUUUCUGAGACAAUACCCAGAUUGUUAUGCCUUUUGUGCAGGUGCUCUAGAAAUGAGGUAAUAAUGACAAUAGCAAAUCUAUCAUUUAUAGUAGGGAUCUUUCCGUGCUAAUGUGAGGUUUUAGAUUUGCAUCUAUGAAAAGGUAUUGACUUGCGUUGUAAUCUAAUUGCUAACUCGCUACUAUCCUACCAUUUGCCCCAAAACAAAAAAAUGGUUGGAAUAGAAUUGUGAGUAGUCCAAGUAAAAAUUAAUAAUUGGACCUCUCUUCAGUUUGGACUAAUUAAUCUGGAAACUGUGAUAGGGGUUGUGAGUUCCACGGCUCCUCUUCAAUUAUUGGACUCCACAUUAGUAGAAAGAAGUGUAGCUCAAAAAUUAACCUAUAGGAUUGGUUUGUUAUGAUACACUAGAUUUGAUUGAUUUUCCUCUUACAUCAUCCAAAAUAAUUAGAAAAUUACAAAAUAGGGGUGGUAUGCUUUGCAAUAAUAAUUAAACUAAAAUUUAGGUAGAAAGAUUAGGUCCACGUUUGGAAAAGCUUUUUAUUGUUUCUUUCAAUCGGUUAUUAAGCUAAUCCAAACAUUAUCAUAUGAAGAAGAGUGAUUAAACCUUAUUUUAUUAAUUAAUAAAUAAAAGUUGAAUAUGAGUCUAUGACCAAGUACACCUACUUGUUGCACAUUGCUACACGACUUGUACAUCAUUGGAAGGGCGUUUGCAGCUUAGAUGGUAUAUUUCAGUUGACAGAGCCUUUGAAGUUUGAACAGAGUCAAAUAUCUAUAUAAUAAAACAUAACGGUUUUCAAAAAUAUAUAAAAUAUAUCAGAGAUACAUUUUGGUUGAACGAUUAAGAUGAAUCUUAAAUUUAUAUUAAUGGUUCAGAUCAACAAUAGUUCCGCCCAAACAUUUCUCUCCUAUGCUUCUCAUCUACCCACGUCUCCUCAUCUUCCCUCUCUAUCUCUCUCACUUUCUCUGUUCUCACCUACGUCUCAUCUCUAUUCCCUCUUUAUCUCUCCCUGCCUCUCUGUUCUUCUUCUUUCCUACCCUCCAUCGUUGCUCCCUCCUGAAGCUGCUUUCCAGUCCUCGAUUCCUGCCUCUCGAAUUCGUCUCGCAAGGUAAGAUUCUCUCUGUCGGACUAUGUCUGUUUUUUAAUCGAACCCUCCCUCUUCGCUCACCCCUGACGCUUCGAACUCGGCUCACAAGAAUGCUCUAUUCCAAGCAUAAAUCGGGGUCUCUCACUCCACUGCAGCCAAGACAACAAUACAAGUUGAAAAUCUUUCUUCGUAAAGUCGAUAGCUCCGAGGUGAAGGAGAUUCCAAGAUUCAAAGUGAAGAACCCUAAGCGUGUUGUCUUUCAAUCGCAAUCUGAAUUCUGCAAAGUUUCAAUCAAGCAUUUUUGGUACUGUUGUUCCUGGCAAGCCAUCUUCCUUACAGUUUUGGUCGGAUUCGAAGAUUAGUAUUACGGAUAGCAACAUCUAGGGAUGACAUGAAUGUUGUAGCUGUCAAUGAUCCUUUUGUUGAUGCUAAGUACAUGGUAAGAAAUUGUGCUUUACUUAUAUUUUCUUUGGGUUCCUCCCUUGACAUCUUGAUUUGUUUUACACGUAAUGUAUUUUCAGUAGUAACAUAAUCUCCUUCCAGUUGUUAGGUUGUAAGCUGAACUUAGCAGUUCUAACAAGCUUACACGUUGUUCUUGGUGUAUGAUUCCAAGCAUCCUUGCUAGAUUAAGAAGUUUUUUUAAAAGCUGAAGGAUGAGAAAUUGUUUGAGGAGGUUUUUUGGGUUCAUUAAAUCAUUUGGAAUUUUAAAUUUUUUUUGAAGGAUAAGGAUGAGAAGUUGUUUGGGUAGACAUAACUAAUUAAGUUAAAAAACACAAAUCCAAUUAAUGGUAUCAUCUCUCUCUUAUUUUGGUUUCCAUGAAUGGGUGUUUUCUAUAGGUUUAUUUUCUCUGGUUUGUCUUUAUUUGGGGUUUUAUGAAAUGGUUCUUUUAAUGCCUUUGGUUCAAUUUUAGGCAACAUUUACUUUUGGUGCAAUGUUUGGUUACUGAGAAUUUAAAGAAAAAAAAGGGAAA
Camellia sinensis is the source of this 2438-nucleotide messenger RNA. NCBI's taxonomy places the organism in Eukaryota, Viridiplantae, Streptophyta, Magnoliopsida, Ericales, Theaceae. The record is from RefSeq and is a predicted model, not a curated record.